AUCUUAUUAUGGUUUCCCGGAGAUCCAACCCUGCAGUGAGGACAAAGAUGGCCAAAGUUUAUACGUUUGAAGAGGUGGUGAAGCACAAUAACAAAAACGACUGUUGGAUUAUCGUCUUUGGGAAGGUGUACGAUGUCACCCAAUUUCUUCAUGAACAUCCGGGCGGUGAUGAAGUUUUGGUAUCAGCCACAGAAAAGGAUGCAACAGACGAGUUUGAAUUUGAAGGCCACAGUAACUCUGCAAAAAAUAUGAUGAGCAAGUAUUAUAUUGGUGAUAUUGAUAGACCUGUUGUUCCUGUGAAACACGUACAGAAUCCAACUCAACUACAAAACCAAUCUUCAGGAGUUGCGAUGAAAAUCUUCCAAUUUCUGGUGCCCUUGUUGAUCUUGGGCCUAGCAUUGGGCCUGCGCUACUACGGCAAAAAGGGGUAGUUCAAGUGUUCCACUACAUGAAAUUUAAGGCUGAGCCUAAAGAUUUAAGACAAAGUACAUUUUCCUUUCCCGCAGCCCAUUUCCCUUCUGCUUCUGUUUCUCUUGUUUUCCUUGGCAUUUUCACAUUGUACGAGAAAAGGGAAAAAAGCCAAACAAAAGCGUAAAGCUUGCAAUAUUUUGAGCUCUGAGUAAACAUGUAUGUAUAUGCAUUCU
Molecule: messenger RNA, 644 nt
Organism: Juglans microcarpa x Juglans regia
Lineage: Eukaryota; Viridiplantae; Streptophyta; Magnoliopsida; Fagales; Juglandaceae
Product: cytochrome b5-like
Exons: 3
Coding region: 9-431 (140 amino acids)
Cellular component (GO): membrane; intracellular membrane-bounded organelle
Molecular function (GO): heme binding
Source: RefSeq, a predicted model, not a curated record